Messenger RNA from Caenorhabditis remanei, 393 nucleotides. RefSeq lists its product as uncharacterized. The transcript has 3 exons. Gene Ontology annotation, biological process: neuropeptide signaling pathway. The record is from RefSeq and is a predicted model, not a curated record. The coding region runs from base 1 to 393 and encodes 130 amino acids. NCBI's taxonomy places the organism in Eukaryota, Metazoa, Nematoda, Chromadorea, Rhabditida, Rhabditidae.
AUGCUCCCCAAACUCGUGUUCAUCACUUUUCUGCUGUUCACCAGCUCCUUUGGAGCAUCAAUGGAGGAGAUUCAGUCAGAGAAGUUCUGUGAGAAGUUCCCAACACUUCACAUGUGUCGGUUGAAGGAGGAGUUGACUGGAAGCCUCGUCGAGUUGCAGUACCUUCUUCAAGAUGGAAUCAAUGUCGGAGGCCAACAACAACAAGUCGGAGCUCAAGAGGUUCAGAAGAGGAAGAGUGCCUUCGUCAGAUUCGGAAAACGAUCGGCGCCAGAAGAGGAGGGAAUGGAAAUGGAAAAACGCAAGUCCGCCUUCGUCCGUUUCGGAAGAUCCUUUGGAAUGGAGCCACAGCUGACUGAGAAGAGAAAGAGCCAAUACAUCAGAUUCGGAAAAUAA